Messenger RNA from Torulaspora delbrueckii, 3885 nucleotides. It is a transcript of the gene TUS1, whose product is annotated as Rho family guanine nucleotide exchange factor TUS1. Lineage: Eukaryota; Fungi; Ascomycota; Saccharomycetes; Saccharomycetales; Saccharomycetaceae. Gene Ontology annotation, molecular function: guanyl-nucleotide exchange factor activity. Bases 1 to 3885 code for a protein of 1294 amino acids. The transcript has a single exon. The record is from RefSeq and is a predicted model, not a curated record.
AUGUACAGCAAUGGAAAUCGCGAUAGAAUACGGCGACCUUCAAAAAACGAAGAUAUAGUUUUGCCAGAACUCCCACCACUGAAUACAAAUAACCCUUUCCUAGAUAAUAGUCUCCAACACGGAGACGAAGUGUCAAUUGGAUGGACGCCUGUGGAAGAACGUCAUAAUCACCAGCAAGAGCCCCAGGACUCGCAAAAACGUUAUAGCUUUCCCGGGAAUAGACAUUUACCUCAAACUCCUCCCCGACGGAAUUCUAAAGACUCAAAUUCGAUUACUUCACCUACUUCUUCGAGCACCUCAAGGAGGCAUUCGGCUCGAAGGCCUCCUCCUCCUCCGAUUCCACAAGCGAUAACGUCUCCAACGAAUUCUGUUGCUUCAUCAAGAAUUUACAAAUCUCCCUUUGUCGGUGAGGCUGCCAUAAAGUGUACUUUGUCUCCAGAACCCAGAGUAUAUAGAUCUCCGUUUGUUGGGGAACCAGUACUGGCAGAAACCGCCCAUAUGGCUACCAGCCCUACUCAGCGGUCAUUUGAAGAUAUGCCUUACGUUACUUUCAAUAACGUAGAAUUCUCAAAGAGAGCCCUGCCGCCUCUGCCAACUUCAACUUCCGAGAACGAUAACCUUAAUAUAUUCAAUGUACAACCGCCACCGGUUCUUGGCGGAGUACGACAUACGAGCAAUAAUAGUAGGCUGUCGGACAGUCUCGGCAGCUAUUAUUCGGAUUCCAAUUACGCAUUUAAUGGCUCAAGCGCAAGACAUAACAGUUUUGGUUCUGUAUUGGGUGGUAAACCUUUAGAUCAAGUACCUAGCAUUACAGCUCCCACUCAGCCAUUCUCCAUAGAUUCGCUCGAUGAGAACAAAUUAUACCAAUGUUAUAGCGUGUAUCGCCUGUCGGACAUUUACGAAUGGAUUUUGAAAGUUUACUUCGAGUGGUUCAAUGAGUACAUAUUCGGAAAGAUCGAAUUCUUUCAGAUGGUACAAUUGUUGCUGGAAUUUCAAAUGCCGAAAAGCUUCGAUCAGGAUACUAUUGAUUCAAACGUUGACAGAAUUAUCGAGUCACUAGUGGCGCAAAAUGCUGUGAGAUUUGAACAAGAUGGACAGUCUGUGAUCACCAUAAUAGUCGCAGGUUUAGAUGUUAGUGGGAUUUUCACUCAGCUGUUGCCGUGUUACUCUUUCCUAGACACAACUCUUGCCCCCUCCGAGACGUCACUAUGUUACUCACUAACUUGUGUUAGUCGUCAACCUAAUGAAAGAGAGGAAAUCAAGUUAUCCGAGAUCAUCAACAACUCCGUCGGUGUAUGGACAGAUUACUGGAAGCUAAGCCAAGAAGAUAUAUCUGAGAUUAAUCCUCGUGAAGUUCAGCGCCAAAGUUUUAUAUUUGAUUUGAUAAUUUUAGAGGAGAGAUCGCUGAACAUGGCAAAUGCUGCGGUUGAGAUUUACGGUAAAAGCUUUGAUCCAAGCUUACUGCCGGACGAACCAGAUUUUGCAGAACGAGCAUUUGACAUUUUCCUUCCACUCAUAAGACUCCAUAAAGAAUUCCUCCUAGGGCCAAUACUUUGGAAGUUAAAGACUCGAGGCAAAUUUAUUGACGGAGUGGGUAAAAUAUACCUGAAAUGGUGUAAUGAAGCACAUGAUAUCUAUCUGAGAUAUGCAUCGGAUAUGGCCACUGUCCAUGCGGUUAUCACCUCAGAGAAGGAACACGACACUAAAUUUGCACAUUGGCUAAGAGCAAUUGAUAACCUCCCAGAGAUAAGUCGGUCCAAGAUGUAUCACGAUGUGAUCUUUUUCGGAGGUUUCUUCAAAUCUUUGCAGAACCUCCCCAUCACAUUGAACUCCAUAUUGAAAAACACAGAGCCAUCCUCCGAAGAUUAUGAGUACUUGAAGUUGGUCAUUAAAGAGGUGGAGAAGUUGAGCGCUGAAGUGAAUCGAGUUCAUGGACUCGCCAUUGAUCGAAGAACUUUAGUGCGCUUUUCCAAGCAGCUAGUUUUCAGAAGCACUGGUGAUAGCAACACCGUGGGCUAUGUGAAUCUCGCUACGAAUGAUGAAGAAGAAGAAAAUAAACCGAGCCAGGAUAGAUUAGAUCUUGGCCUUGCUAAUCCAGAGCGGAAGAUGUUGAUGACUGGGAUGGCAAUGAAGAAGAGGGAGUUGUGGCUGGAACCCACUCCAGUCUACAUUGUUCUUUUGGAUAACUAUUUUCUGAUCACAGAAGCUAUAAUCAAGGGGAAUCAAAAACGAUACAAGUUGGCGGAAAGACCAAUUCCGAUAGACUAUCUAAGUCUGGAGGAGAGAAGAAAAUUUGAACAUCCACAGAGUGCUGGCAGUAGCAUGAGAGAUUUAGCUCCCAGGGAUAGCACGUCUUCUAACAUGUCACCAAUGACAGGGAUAAGACCGAAUCUCAUAAGUGCGGCGAGUUCAGUAUCAAGAUCGAUCUACAAUCCAGCCAACAAUGAAAGAAAACCAAACUUGACUGAAAUUUCAAACGCAAAUCCCGAAGCGCCUGAUAUGUCUUUCAAAGUUAGGAAUACGGCCACCAAUGAGUCGUUUACGUUUAUCACAACUACUCCAGAUGAGUGCCAAAGAUGGAAACUUGCUGUGUUGGAUUGUUUUAGGCGGUCGAGUUAUGCUAACAAUAGCAGCGGUUUUGAGCUGCAAGUUCUGACCACACAAUUCGCCUUUGCCGAGAAAGAAGCACCAGUUAAUUUACCAGUAGCGCCCGAAGGAUCUGUCAUUGAUGUUGCACUCCGCGAAUACGAGAAAUCUAAGUGUCCACCCAGUGCGGUACGACCUACGCUCAAUUUUAGCUCACUUACGCUCGUUCUUGAGGGUAAGAUGUUUCUUAUAUUAGCCACUGACUAUGGUGUUCACAUGAGAAAUGAAUCUGACCAUGAACAAGAAUUUGUAAAAGUAUUGCAGUCCAAGGAUGUCAGACGAAUGGAAGUCAAUUUAAGGUUAGGCCUCCUUUUUGUGCUUGAUGGCAGACUACUGUGUUACUUUAGUAUUUCAAGUAUAAUGGCAGCGUACUAUAGCGCAGAUAAGCGGUCAGCAGAAAAUCGCAUAGUUGGGGUGGUUGUUAGUGAUAAAGUCGGUUGCUUCAAGUUUGCUGAAGAUUUUGGCAAUUCAAGACAACUCUUAUAUGAGAGGAAGGGCCGCAUCUUUGUCAUGACUCCAGAAUAUGACAGAAUGACCAAAGUUCUCAAAUAUUUCAAGACUUACAAAGAGUACAAACUCUCGUCUCUCAAUAGCAGUUUGUCGACGUUGGAUGUUGUUGAUGAUAUCAUCGUCUUUAGAAAAUGUUUUAUCGUCUGCACUUCGAAAGGUUGUGUGGUAUACCACGACGCUUUCAACGACGAUGGAAUAUCAAUACCAACUUUUACCAACGAUCAAGAUGUGACAGCGCUGUUAAAGCAUCCGCAUCUCAGUUCCAAUCCGUUCAGAACGGCAAUUGAAUCCUCUUCCAAGAAAGACUCUUCCAAGCAAAAGAUGGCCGAGUACGUCAAGAAAGAUAUAGCCACAAGUAAGACUAAGCCAAUCACUUGUUUCCAGAUUUCUCUUACCAAUGGUUAUUUGGUUGUAUAUGAUGAAGCAGUGAUAAGAGUUGAUCGUCAAGGUCAAAUCGCCAACUGGAAACUUGAUAUCUUAGUCCUGGAUUUUUACUGCACGGGAGCGUCCUUUCAUAAAGGCUAUUUGACGUUAAUAGGAGACAGUUUAGUACAAGUCUACAGAAUCAAUGAUUCAGAGGUCUCUAUGAGCAAGUUGGUCCCCAUACAGAUCAUCAAAGGUAAAAAAGUUAGGUUAGUGAACUCUGAUAGAAAUGGAGAACCGGUAGUCGCCUUGAGUCAUCCAAGUUUAGCCAAUAGACAAUUACUAGUGGCCUUGAAGCCCCGAUAG